Messenger RNA from Peniophora sp. CBMAI 1063, 513 nucleotides. NCBI's taxonomy places the organism in Eukaryota, Fungi, Basidiomycota, Agaricomycetes, Russulales, Peniophoraceae. The record is from the annotation of a GenBank genome assembly.
AUGUCGCAAAUGGAUCAGCAGUUUAUCAACUUCGACGCUAUCCUCUUCCCUGCGGACGGUCGCCCGCCUCAGGUAGUGCAACUGAUGACCAGUCCCGCCUCGUACACUGGACAAGAGGGCGCUGCGACAGGUGGUCGGGUCGCUCAUCCCGAAGUGCACAUGGAGUACAUCGCCGAAAACCUCGGUCCUCGUGCCUGGGCGUACCAGCUCAUCGAGGCGCUAGACGGCAUGAGCAAGAAGUUCGCCCAGCCUUAUGCUAUCUUCUAUCCUGUCGUGUCGCGCGACGGGAUGCCAUUCCCUGUCAACAAGACUGUGCGCGACAUUCAGGGUAGUUCCUUCAGUCACGAUCAUGCCUGGCAAGGUAGCCUUGUUAUUGCGAAGUACAAGGAUACGCGUUACUCUCAGAUGAUGCAUGCGUCGAUGGCCGAUUUCCCGUUGAUCAAGAACUGGCUUAUGCACCAUGGCUCGCCUCUCCCUCCCAGACAACCCGAACACUCAAACAUCGUCGUCUAG